UCUUACCUUUUGAUUUAACAUUCUGGUAGAUUGAGGGUCAGAUUGGAUUCAUUUCUAGGGUUUUCUGUCUCAGUCAAGAUUGGAUUUGGGUAGUUCUUCUUCGGGGGCUGAUUCCUACUCCAGGAUAUUUCUUCUCCCUCUAUCAAGCCAAAGUGGACAGAAAUUAAAAUCUUAAAGCAAAAGAACAAUAUGGCUGUUUCGAAUAGGGAUUUGGAUCCUGCUUUCCAGGGAGCUGGACAAAAGGCUGGAAUAGAGAUAUGGCACAUCGUAAAUUUCCGUCCUGUGUCUGUACCCAAGAACUUCUAUGGCAAGUUUUUCACUGGAGAUUCAUAUGUCAUUUUGAAGACCACUGCCUUAAAAAGUGGUUCCUUACGUCAUGAUAUCCAUUAUUGGCUUGGUAAAGAUACCAGUCAGGAUGAAGCUGGUACCGCAGCAGUCAAGACAGUAGAAUUGGAUGCAGCUCUAGGCGGACGUGCUGUUCAGUACCGGGAGGUACAGGGCCAUGAAACAGAGAAGUUCCUAUCUUAUUUUAAACCAUGUAUCAUACCUCAAGAAGGAGGAGUUGCAUCGGGGUUCAAGCAUGCUGAGGCUGAAGAGCACCAGACACGCUUAUAUGUCUGCAAAGGGAAACAUGUAGUCCAUGUAAAAGAGGUGCCAUUUGCUCGAUCCUCACUCAAUCAUGAUGACAUUUUCAUUUUGGAUACCAAGUCCAAAAUUUUUCAGUUUAAUGGUUCCAACUCAUCUAUUCAAGAGAGGGCUAAAGCCCUAGAAGUUGUCCAAUACAUUAAAGAUACAUAUCAUGAUGGGAAAUGUGAGAUAGCUGCCAUUGAGGAUGGCAAAUUGAUGGCCGAUGCUGAAACGGGAGAGUUCUGGGGUUUCUUUGGUGGCUUUGCUCCACUUCCAAGAAAGGCAGUCACUGAAGAUGAUAAAACUGUCGAAGCUUUUUCCACGAAAGUGCUUUGUGUUGAGAAAGAUCAGGUCCAGCAUGUCGAAGCUGAUUCCUUGACAAGGGAAUUGCUCGACACAAAUAAGUGCUAUAUUCUGGAUUGUGGAAUGGAAGUUUUUGUGUGGAUGGGAAGAAAUACAUCUCUUGAUGAGAGAAAGAGUGCAAGUUCAGCUGCAGAAGAGUUAGUUCGUGGCCCUGAUCGACCCAAAUCUCACAUAAUUCGUGUUAUCGAGGGAUUUGAGACAGUGUUGUUCCGUGCAAAGUUUGAUUCAUGGCCUCAAACAAGUGAUACUACUGUAUCGGAUGAUGGUAGAGGCAAAGUUGCUGCACUUCUGAAACGCCAAGGAGUUAACGUCAAAGGACUUUUGAAGGCUGCACCUGCCAAAGAAGAACCACAACCAUAUAUUGAUUGCACAGGCAAUCUGCAGGUUUGGCGUGUGAAUGGCCAGGAAAAGACUCUUAUUCCAACUUCUGAACAGUCAAAGUUUUACAGUGGAGAUUGUUAUAUCUUUCAGUACUCAUAUCCAGGAGAAGAUAGAGAGGAAUACCUUAUUGGCACUUGGUUUGGGAAACGAAGUGUGGAGGAUGAAAGAGCUUCAGCAAUCUCUCUGGCAAGCAAGAUGAUUGAGUCAUUGAAGUCUCAGGGCACUCGGGCUCGUAUCUUUGAAGGAAACGAAACUAUUCAAUUCUUUUCAAUCUUUCAGAGCUUUAUUGUAUUUAAGGGUGGUGUUAGUUCUGGGUAUAAGAAUUACAUCAUGGAGAAAGAAAUCCCAGAUGACACCUAUGCAGAAGAUGGUAUUGCAUUAUUUCGAGUUCAAGGUUCUGGACCUGACAACAUGCAAGCAAUCCAAGUUGAAUCGGUGGCAUCAUCUUUGAAUUCUGCUUACUGUUACAUAUUAGUUAGCGAUCCCACCGUCUUCACAUGGUCUGGAAGCCUAAGUACUCCAGAGGACCAGGAGCUUGUUGAGAGACAGCUAGAUCUGAUAAAGCCCAAUGUGCAGUCAAAACCACAAAAAGAAGGCUCUGAAUCUGAACAAUUUUGGAGUUUGCUUGGAGGUAAAUCUGAGUACCCCAGCCACAAGAUUGCAAGAGAUGCUGAAAGUGAUCCUCAUUUAUUCUCUUGCACUUUCUCGAAAGGUGAUUUGAAGGUUGCUGAGAUAUUCAACUUCAGCCAAGAUGAUUUGAUGACAGAAGACAUAUUUAUCCUGGAUUGUCGUUCAGAUAUCUUUGUUUGGGUUGGGCAACAGGUGGACUCCACGAACAGGUCACAAGCUUUGACUAUUGGUGAGAAAUUCCUUGAACAUGAUUUUCUUCUGGAAAAGUUAUCUCUUGAAGCUCCAAUUUAUAUUGUCAUGGAAGGAAGUGAGCCACCCUUCUUCACACGUUUCUUCUCAUGGGACUCUGCCAAGUCUGCAAUGCAUGGAAAUUCGUUUCAGAGGAAGCUUGCAAUAGUGAAGAAUGGAGUCACUCCGAUAGUUGAUAAGCCCAAGAGGAGGACUCCUGUAUCAUAUGGAGGAAGGUCUAGUGUGCCAGACAAGUCACAGCGGUCCAGAAGCAUGUCUUUUAGCCCAGAUCGGGUUCGUGUGAGAGGCAGGUCCCCAGCUUUCAAUGCUCUAGCUGCUAAUUUUGAGAAUGCAAAUGCCAGGAAUCUAUCAACUCCACCUCCUAUGGUUAGGAAGAUCUAUCCAAAAUCUGUUACGCCAGAUUCUGGAAAACUGUUGUCAAAAUCAGCAGCAAUAGCAGCACUAACUGCUACAUUUGAAAAACCGGUGGCAAAAGAAACUAUUGCACCAAGACCUGUACGAGGGAACUCUGAGUCACCCAAACCAAAACCAAAACCAAAACCAGAGGCAAACUCAAAGGAUAACACCAAUUCUAUGAGCAGUAGAAUAGAAGCACUCACCAUACAGGAAGACGUGAAGGAGGGUGAAGCUGAAGAUGAUGAAGGGCUUCCAGUACACCCCUAUGAACGCCUUAAAACAUCAUCAACUGAUCCUGUUACAGAUAUUGAUGUGACCAAGAGAGAGACUUACCUGUCUUCAGAAGAGUUCCGGGAGAAAUUUGGGAUGGCAAAGGAUGCUUUCUAUAAGUUUCCAAAAUGGAGGCAGAACAAACUCAAAAUGUCUCUUCAGUUGUUCUGAGUUGCCUUCAUGUCUCUAGAUUUUCUUCGGCUCCCUGUAAUAUACUUGCAGGUUGAGAAACCAUGGUUAUAGAUCUGGACUCAAAAACUCCUAGGGGUUAAGGGGACAGCAUCAGUGCAUUUUUAGCUGCUUCUGCUCCCCAGAAGCUGGUUUUCAUGGUUGAUGGACAGGACCAGGUUUCUCUUGUCAAUUUUUUUCUUUUGAUUGCAUGUCCAACUUUGUCUCUUUUUUCCAUUUUUUCACUUUUUUCCCCUUUUGGUUUUGUCCGAGUUAGCCAGUUUUAUUCUUUAUGGGCACAGGUUGGUUGUGAGCUUGCUUUUUUGUUUUCUAUUUUUCUCCUCAUUUAACAUUUGUUUCUACCAGAGAUUAAUGGGCUUGUUGCUGCAGAGUACUUAGAUUGUAUUGUAUAAUCGAGGAUGCAAAAGUGUGUACAGCAGAGUGUAAAAAAGCAUUUGUUCCAAAUACUCGCCCGGUUAUUUGUUUUGAUAAUAAAGUUGUGGUUUUU
Telopea speciosissima is the source of this 3592-nucleotide messenger RNA. Its product is annotated as villin-4. Gene Ontology annotation, molecular function: actin filament binding. Gene Ontology annotation, biological process: actin filament severing; cytoskeleton organization. The transcript has 24 exons. Bases 190 to 3087 code for a protein of 965 amino acids. The record is from RefSeq and is a predicted model, not a curated record. NCBI's taxonomy places the organism in Eukaryota, Viridiplantae, Streptophyta, Magnoliopsida, Proteales, Proteaceae.